AUGUGCGCGAAAGUCGAAAAGAUCCUUCAAACAGAAACCACUUGGGACGGCGCUCAUCUGCCCCAAUACCCAACAGGCCCAGCAGAGAUAUCAGUCCUCAGAAUCACAGUCCCGCCACACACUAAGAUGUCAUUCCAUCACCAUCCCGUCAUUAACUGCGCUUAUAUUCUCCAAGGAACAUUACAUGUGACUACAAAGAAUGGGGAGACUCACUGUUUUAAAGCUGGAGAAGCUAUGGCAGAGGUCAUUGGAACUUCGCACUUCGGCGAAAACAGAGAUGAUGUCCCCAUGCAGAUGGUCGUCGUCUAUGCUGGCGUGAAAGGGGAAGCCAUAACUAUUCAAGACAACUAA
This is a messenger RNA of Entamoeba invadens IP1, 351 nucleotides long. RefSeq lists its product as hypothetical. NCBI's taxonomy places the organism in Eukaryota, Evosea, Mastigamoebida, Endamoebidae. The record is from RefSeq and is a predicted model, not a curated record. The coding region runs from base 1 to 351 and encodes 116 amino acids. The transcript has a single exon.